Molecule: messenger RNA, 1820 nt
Organism: Punica granatum (pomegranate)
Lineage: Eukaryota; Viridiplantae; Streptophyta; Magnoliopsida; Myrtales; Lythraceae
Source: RefSeq, a predicted model, not a curated record
UCUCACUCCAUGCGAUACCUUUGUCACCUCUCACUCUCUCUUCAAACGCAACUUCCCCUUUUCCCCCCCUCUCUCUCUCUCUCUGCAAGCUUUUGAGGUCAUCGCCAUUGCUGCUGCAGCUUGCUUAACCCACGAAACCCUAAACGGGGAGCCUCAUUUCCGGUUCUCGUCAACCUCCAUUGCCGGAGCUACCAACCUUCCGUGUACAGUGUUCGUAUCGCUUGAAACUCACCUCUGUUUCAUCUCCCAACUCCCCCACAGUGACACCAUAAGCUCCAAGAACGACCUUUGUCAGCUCAGAGCUCCAUUUCAGUUCAGGACUCUCCGCCAUUGCUGCACCAGUGAGCAGAAGAACCCAAAACCCACCAAAACCCGCCAAUGCCAAACCCUAAAAACCCCACCUUUGUGCCCUUCUUCCUCCUCUUGGUUCUCGCCAAUGCCGCCCUGGUGAUGCCCAAGUCGACGAUUGAGCCGUGCUCCAACUCGGACUCCUGCAACGCGCUGCUGGGCUACACUCUCUACACCGACCUCAAGGUCUCCGAGGUCGCCUCCCUCUUCCAGAUUGACCCAAUCUCCCUCUUGCUCACAAAUGCCAUCGACAUCUCCUACCCCGACGUCGAGAACCACAUCCUCCCCGCCCAGCUCUUCCUCAAGAUCCCCAUCUCGUGCUCCUGCGUCGACGGGAUCAGGAAGUCGGUCUCGACCCGCUACAAGACCCGCCCCUCCGACACCUUGCCCUACAUUGCCGACUCAAUUUACUCGGGCCUGGUUUCCUCCGACCAGAUUCGAGAGGCCAACUCGAUAUCGGACCCGUCCGUGCUCGAGGUGGGCCAGAGCUUGACUGUCCCCUUGCCCUGCACUUGCUUCAAUGGGACCGAUAACGGGCUGCCCGCGGUGUAUUUGUCGUAUGUGGUGAGGGAUGUUGAUACUCUUGCUGGGAUCGCGGGACGGUACUUUACCACGAUCACGGACUUGAUGAAUGUUAAUGCCAUGGGUAGCACACAAAUUGCAGUCGGGGAUAUCCUAGCUGUUCCGUUGCCUGCCUGUGCUUCUACAUUUCCUAGAUAUGCCUCAGAUUUCGGCCUGAUAGUGCCCAACGGGAGCUAUGCCAUAACGGCGAGUCACUGUGUGCAGUGCAGUUGCGGACCCGGAAAUCUCAACUUGUACUGCAUGCCGUCCUCUCUGGCAGUCUCUUGCUCGAGCAUGCAGUGCCGAAACAGUAAGCUCAUGCUUGGGAAUGUCACAAUGCAGCAAAGCAGUGGGGGUUGCAAUGUGAUCUCGUGCAGAUAUGGUGGAUUCGUGAAUGGCAGUAUUAUCACAGCGUUGUCAACUUCUCUCCAGCCCCGCUGCUCAGGGGUUCAGCAAUUUCCUCCUCUCGUAGCCCCGCCUACUGCCGUGAAGAGAGAUUCCAUGUUUGCUCCUGCCCCUUCCCCUCAAUUAUACGGCGGUGGGUCGUUGUCUCCCAGGUCUUCGGUAAUCCCAAGCAGCGGAUCUUCGACCGGGUCAACCACUGCAAGUGGUCCUGCAGGAAGCCCUUCCUCUGAUGCCCACCAUAUGAUGAGCCCCCCUACAGCUUUCUCAGUCGCACUCAUGCUGCUUACAUUUGGGAAAUUGAUAUCAACCUCGCUGUAGUUGGAAUGAACGACUAUGUGCCUCUUCGUGGGCCUUAAUGGCUUCCAUGAGGUACAUCGGCUUGUUUGUUGUAAUUUAAUUUUUCAAUUUUGUAAUUUAUCUGCACCGGUAAAACCAAUUCUGAGAUGUAGCAACCUGAUGGAUUCAUGAUUUUUGAGGUAAUGGUAUGGAUCUUCUUGCUAGAUUGC